UUUUCAGAAUGACAUAUGUGUUUCUGCUGUUUGUGUGUUUCAGUGUGUAAAUUCAAAGCGCACAAACGCUGUGCUGUUCGUGCCACAAACAACUGCAAAUGGACGACUUUGGCUUCUAUCGGGAAGGACAUCAUUGAGGAUGAGGAUGGGAUUGCGAUGCCUCACCAGUGGUUAGAGGGGAACCUGCCUGUCAGUGCCAAGUGUGCAGUGUGCGAUAAGACAUGCGGCAGCGUCCUGAGGCUGCAGGACUGGCGCUGCCUGUGGUGCAAAGCCAUGGUGCACACAGCCUGUAUGGAUCUGUACCCUCACAAGUGUCCGCUAGGGCAGUGCAAAGUCUCCAUCAUCCCUCCGACAGCACUCAACAGCAUUGACUCAGAUGGCUUCUGGAAGGCCACCUGUCCCCCGUCAUGUGCCAGUCCCCUCCUGGUCUUUGUUAACUCCAAGAGUGGAGACAACCAGGGAGUCAAAUUCCUCCGACGCUUCAAGCAGCUGCUCAACCCUGCUCAAGUCUUUGACCUGGUCAACGGCGGGCCACAUCUUGGCCUACGUCUCUUCCAUAAGUUUGAUAAUUUCCGUAUCCUGGUGUGUGGUGGUGACGGCAGCGUGGGCUGGGUCCUAUCAGAGAUCGACAAGCUCAGUCUGCACAAACAGUGUCAGCUCGGAGUGUUGCCCCUGGGUACGGGCAACGACCUGGCACGGGUCCUGGGCUGGGGUCCAUCCUGCGACGACGACACUCAGCUGCCCCAAAUCCUGGAGAAGUUAGAAAGGGCCAGCACCAAGAUGCUGGACCGCUGGAGCAUUAUGACCUACGAGAUCAAGAUCCCGUCCAAACAUACCUGCCCCACAACACCAGAGGGAGCCAACGACUGCCAGGUUCACAUUUCUGCAUAUGAAGACUCGGUCGCUGCUCACCUCUCCAAGAUCCUGAACUCGGAGCAGCACUCUGUGGUCAUCUCCUCUGCCAAGAUCUUGUGUGAAACUGUGAAGGACUUUGUUGCCAAAGUGGGAAAAGCUUAUGAGAGAAGUUCGGAGAAUGCUGAGGAGGUCGACUCCAUGUCUGUCAAAUGUGCCAUCCUGAACGAGAAACUGGACUCCCUCCUCCAGACCCUGAACACUGAGUGCCAGCAUCUGCCUCUGCUGCCCUACUCCACUUCUCCUAUUGUAGAGGAGGAGCAGGAGGAGGAGGAUGAGGAAGAGGAGGAGGAGCCAAGUGAGGAGAGCCUGACAGACCUGAAGGAGAAGAUGGAGGAGGAGGAGAUGAAAAAAGGAGGAGGAGAUGGUUCUCCCCACCAGCUGUUUAAGAGCAGAGAUCAGCUGAUGCUCAGAGCCAACAGCCUGAAGAGAGCCAUGCGACAAAUCAUCGAGCAGGCCGAGAGAGUGGUGGACGAGCAGAACGCCCACACCAACGAGGCGGAGCUGCCGUCCCCUCUGGACGUGAGGAAGAACAGCAAGGAGGAGACCCAAGACAAAGACGAGGACUCCAAGGAAGUGGACACGCUGCCAGCUGCUAAGAGUCCCUGUUCUCCCACGGAGAGGCGGGUGAGUCGCAGCACUCAGUCCUACGGCUCCUUCACCAUCAUCCCGUUCACCAACAGCAAGGAGAACCUCCCCGUCCUCAACACGCGCAUCAUUUGUCCUGGCUUACGGGCAGGUCUGGCUGCCUCCAUAGCAGGAAGCUCUAUCAUUAGCAAGAUGCUGCUGGCUAACAUCGACCCCUUCGGUGCCACGCCCUUCAUUGACCCCGACCUGGACUCACUGGAGGGCUACAUGGAGAAGUGUGUGAUGAACAACUACUUUGGCAUUGGCCUGGACGCUAAGAUCUCCCUGGAGUUCAACAAUAAGCGAGAAGAGCAUCCUGAGAAAUGCAGGAGUCGGACGAAGAACAUGAUGUGGUACGGUGUCCUGGGCACCAAGGAGCUUCUGCAGAGAACCUACAAGAACCUGGAGCAGAAGGUCCAGUUGGAGUGUGACGGACAGUACAUCCCACUGCCCAGCCUCCAGGGAAUUGCGGUCUUAAACAUUCCCAGCUACGCUGGUGGAACCAACUUCUGGGGCGGCACCAAGGAGGACGAUAUCUUCUGCGCUCCGUCCUUCGAUGAUAAGAUCCUGGAGGUGGUGGCUGUGUUUGGCAGCAUGCAGAUGGCCGUGUCCAGAGUCAUCAAACUGCAGCAUCACCGCAUAGCACAGUGUCGCACAGUGAAGAUCACGAUCCUGGGUGAUGAGGGCGUCCCUGUUCAGGUGGACGGUGAGGCCUGGAUUCAGCCUCCUGGAGUCAUCAAAAUCCAGCACAAAAACCGGGCUCAGAUGCUCACCAGAGACCGGGCGUUUGAGAACACGUUGAAGUCGUGGGAAGACAAGCUGAAGUACGAUAAGGCUCCGCUGCGGCCUCACCUCUACCCGCAGCAGUCUGUCGACCUCGCGACUGAGGAGGAGGCCGUGCUGGUGCAGUUGUGCGCUCGAGCAGCAGAGGAGCUGAUUACGAGGAUCUGUGAAGCUGCCCAGACCAAUGGGCUUCUGGAGCAGGAGCUGGCUCACGCUGUCAACGCUGCGUCUCACGCCAUCAACAAAACACACCCCAAGUUUCCAGAGAGUCUGACGAGGAACACUGCUAUAGAGGUGGCGAGCACGGUUAAAGCCCUCUAUAAUGAAACGGAGUCUCUUCUGGUGGGCCGCGUCUCCCUGCAGCUGGACCCACCUGAGGAGGAACAGCUGUCCGGCGCCCUCCAAGGUCUGGAGUUGGAACUGAGCAAACUGGGAGAGAUCCAGUGGCUCCACCAUAUAUUGCAGCCCGACGAUGAGGAGGACCACUCUCUGGGGUAUGGCAAGAGGAACAGCCGAAGCAGCAUGUUCCGCAUCGUGCCCAAGUUCAAGAAAGAAAAGGCCCCCAAGAGGAGCAGCCCUCAGUCAGUGGAGCGAUGGGGCACAGAGGAGGUGGGCGUCUGGCUGGAACAGCUGAGUCUGGGGGAGUACAGAGACGCCUUCACCCGCCACGACAUCCAAGGCUCAGAGCUGCUGCACCUGGAGAGGAGGGACCUGAAGGAUCUGGGGAUAUCGAAAGUGGGUCAUAUGAAGAGAAUUCUCCAGGGAACUAAGGAUCUGGCCAAGUUAUCCAUGGUUGACCUCUAAUCCAGAAAAUAAUUCCACUGUAGCGGGGAAGCGAACCCUCCCCUCAGUACAGUGUAAGAACCCCGCGGGAAGUGGAGGAAGGUACUGAAGGAUUUUUGCGGCGUGAUGUAUAUUGGCAUGUUGACUCGAGCUUUGUGCCAAAACAACUGAGGAGGCUGAACGUGGACGUGCAACGGGGGGCCGUGGGUCUUCGCUGAAAAAGCCAUUUCUGAGUUCAUAUCCAUUCACAGUACACAGUCAGGUAUGGAUCCAACUCCAGCUGAUCCAAGGUUUGUAGCAAAGCCGCCACUUCCUGAAGCGUUCCCUUUCGGACAGUUGUGACGUUUGCUGGAUCUCUGCCUCGAACACAUUAAACAACCUUCAGGUUACAGCAGCUCUGCUGCACAUCAGACACAGGAAGACAAGCUGGAAGACUUGAGUUGCCAUCUUCCCGGAAACAGUGGGCCACUGCCACCGCUGCUGCAUGCUGACCUCGCUCCACUUUAAACCUGUGUUGCAUGGCUAGUGCCCUGAUUUUGUGUGUGUGUAACACUUGAACAAGUUUUAGUAUUAUGAUGCCAUUUGUUACUACUGACAGCGGCCUUUUGUUUAUUUAUUUGGUUUGCAUGAUGAUGAUGCGUUAACUACCUGUGCCAGG
Molecule: messenger RNA, 3763 nt
Organism: Thalassophryne amazonica
Lineage: Eukaryota; Metazoa; Chordata; Actinopteri; Batrachoidiformes; Batrachoididae
Gene: dgkh
Product: diacylglycerol kinase, eta
Exons: 24
Coding region: 16-3126 (1036 amino acids)
Biological process (GO): intracellular signal transduction; diacylglycerol metabolic process; lipid phosphorylation
Molecular function (GO): protein binding; ATP-dependent diacylglycerol kinase activity
Source: RefSeq, a predicted model, not a curated record